UAACUCUUUUCUGUCUCAUUGCCUUCAUGAAAAUAACGAUACAUUAUGCAAUUUUCUAAUAAAACAGAUAUCUCGAAACAAUUUCGCUUUGCGGUUCAUGAAAAUAUUAUUACACAAGGACUGUCUCGUAAGUUCGUCGAUAUGAGAAUAAGAGAGAGAAAAAAAUAGAGAUAGACAUAACUGGAUGCGACGAGUAACAUUAUUAUCAGAAAGCCAUAUUGCGCGGCUAUAGACAUUUUCAGAGUUUUUUUUCUCUUACGAUAUUAAUAAAUCCAUCAACAUUUAAGGCGUGAAGAGUUUAAACAAAUGUUUCAUAAAAAUUAUUAAAUUAAUUUAGUUUUAAUAAAAAAACUGAAUAAACGCAAGUAAUUAGUGCAAGCUAUAAACAAGUUUAUAUGUGGAUAGAUCGAAAGAAAAUCAUGGACGUAAUCAACGUUCUUACCGAGAAACCUUUUGUAAUAUGUGAAACACGCGAAGCAAUGAUUCAACAAAAAUUUGAAAAGAUGGUAGAGAAUAAUAUGUUACGAUAUUUGUUUCUCGUCCUGAUGGCCAUCAUAUCGAUAGUUUUGACGUCUGUUUUCACAGUGUUUACGAAAAGAAGCUUGACUUACAAAGCAUGGAUGCCGUUCGAUUAUUCAUCAUUUGCAGUAUAUUUUCCUGUGUACAUUUAUCAAUUGAUAGGCAUGGCAACCUCGGGUAUAGUAAAUGUCGCUUGUGAGAGUGUAAUUUGCGGACUAAUGUUGUAUAUCUGCUGCCAGCUUGAAAUUUUGGAGUAUCGAUUGACAAAAUGCACGCAUAGUCAACACGUCCUGCACGACUGUGUUCGUCAUCAUAAUCAUAUUUUUGAAGUCUUCAUUUGGCGAAUAACAUUUAUAACAAAGUGGAAUGGCCGACACUUAGCAAUAACUGCAAGAAAGAUCUUAUACUCAUUAUGAAACGUUCAACGAUCCCCAUCGAAUUUAGUAGCAUGUACAUACUGACAUUAAAUCUUGACUCAUUUGUAGCAGUUCGUAUCAAUCAACAUAAAAUAAAAAUUAUUAUUAUCAAUCACA
Messenger RNA from Cataglyphis hispanica, 1052 nucleotides. RefSeq lists its product as uncharacterized. Gene Ontology annotation, cellular component: plasma membrane. The coding region runs from base 396 to 935 and encodes 179 amino acids. NCBI's taxonomy places the organism in Eukaryota, Metazoa, Arthropoda, Insecta, Hymenoptera, Formicidae. Gene Ontology annotation, molecular function: olfactory receptor activity; odorant binding. Gene Ontology annotation, biological process: sensory perception of smell; detection of chemical stimulus involved in sensory perception of smell. The record is from RefSeq and is a predicted model, not a curated record. The transcript has 4 exons.